AUGGCCGCCGGUGAUACGCAGCGCGCCUGCGACGAUUACCAUGUUGCCUGGAUCUGCGCCGUUGCUGACCUCGAGCUGCUGCCUGCCCGCCUGAUGCUUGACAAGGAGCUCCCCACCCCGCCCUAUAACACCCACUACGACGAGAACACGUACAUCUGCGGCUUGAUUAAUGGCCAUGCGGUGGUCAUCGCGACCUGUCCGAGGGGUGAGACAGGCAACGUCAACAGUGGGCGCCUGACGGGGUCUAUGUUCAAGACGUUUCGCAACAUUCGCAUGGCGGUGCUCGUGGGCAUCGGGGGUGGUAUCCCCAGCCCAGUAGUCUCAGAGGAGUCACUUGAAAAUAUCCACCUUGGAGAUGUAGUGGUGGGAUGGUCUGGUGAUGGCAAGCCAGCGUGCGUAUACCACGACCGCGGCAGAUCAAAGGUCAAUGGGCAGUUUGAAAUUGUGGGUACGAUGCAGAACCCUGACUGGAGGCUCACCAACGCGCUUGAUGUGCUCGUGUGUGACCACGAGCUGGGCAAGACAACGUUUGCUAAACAGCUUGUGAGGCUGCAGCAUUACAAGAAGUUUGCCUACCCUGGCGCUGAGCAUGACAGGCUGUUCAAGGCUGACUAUCCCCACAAUGGCGACAAUACAUCAAGGUGCGCGACGUGCUGCGAUCAGAGUGAGCUCGUCAGGCGCCCAGAACGGGGUAGAGAGGACCAGCAAACGCUUGUCUUCCAUUGCGGCAGGAUUGCUACAGGUAACGCGGUGAUCAAGGAUGGCAAGCUGCGGGACCAGAUUAGGGCGCGAUGUGAUGGGGCGCUCUGCGUGGAGAUGGAGGCAGCAGGCGUUGACGUCAACCGACGGUGUCUGGUGGUUCGCGGCAUCUCUGACUAUGCCGACUCGCACAAGAGCGAUGUGUGGCAGUCGCACGCUGCGGGCAACGCCGCUGCAUUCACGCGCGAGCUGCUGUGCCGAGUCCAACUAGACUACGACCAAACACUCCUCAACUCAGUAGGCAAUUCCGACGCCCCACGCGUUGUAUCAAACGACAACGAAAACAAAACGGGCAAAGAAGAAUAUCGCGCUGAGAUCGACAGCAUCUUAGAUUUCUUCGCGCCAGAAGUCUUGCCUGAGGAUGCUUUACUUGUGAUCCAAUCUUUCGCCAAUCGCGAUCCUACCCAAAUCACUGAAUACCAUCCAAACGUCAAGACAAGUUUACUUGCCUGGUCUUUACGCGAACGCUCAUCGGUCUUGGUUGUUCAGGCAGACAUAUGUGCGCAGAAUAAAUUAAGAAAUUUUGCAGUGCACGAAAUCAGGAACCUUCAGGCAAAGAAGGCUCAAUCGGUUUUGUGGAAUUUGUCCCCGGCGGUCGCUUCAGUACAUACUGCAACUAUGGAAAGCGUCCUCAAGAGCAUCGUUUACCAGAUGUUGCUGCAGGCUCGUGAUGUAGCAGCUAGGUUCGCCGAGACUUUGAGGCUUUCAGAGAUCCAGGAUUACCAUCACGAAAAGGACUGGAUCAAUUUGAUCAGUCUGCUUAUCUCUAAAAGCCGCAAGAUGACGUACUUGAUAGUCGAAACUGGAGACUUGCACCGCCUACACGGCUAUGCUGCGAAUUCGCAGUGGACCAAAUAUCUUCUUGGUCUGUUCCAGACUUUGGUCGUUCGAUGUGAAGUGGCUGGUGGCCGAGUUCAGGUUCUACUUGCUGUUUAUGACAACACAGAAGAUGUCAAAACAUACAUCGAUGAAGAGGAUCACAUGGUUCUAGUCCCAUUUUCGUAAUCUCGUGCAGUGCCUUGGCUGCCGAUUUACAACGCAUGGACUGUGG
Molecule: messenger RNA, 1810 nt
Organism: Boeremia exigua
Lineage: Eukaryota; Fungi; Ascomycota; Dothideomycetes; Pleosporales; Didymellaceae
Product: nucleoside phosphorylase domain-containing protein
Exons: 1
Coding region: 1-1764 (587 amino acids)
Biological process (GO): nucleoside metabolic process
Molecular function (GO): catalytic activity
Source: RefSeq, a predicted model, not a curated record